AUGGAUUAUUACACAACAUUAUUUUUGAUUCUACUCCCUAUUUUCUUUGCUUUAUUGUACUUCUAUGUUUUUAAGCUCAAUCCAACAUUCACCACAAAUAAUAAUGCAAGGCUUCCUCCAGGGCCUAAACCAAUACCAAUCUUAGGAAACUUGCCUCAUCUUGGGGAUAAACCUCACCACUCCUUAGCUAAUCUAGCUAAAACUUAUGGCCCUUUAAUGUCUCUUAAAUUCGGAAGCAUAUCAACUAUUGUUGUAUCUUCAUCUAUAGUAGCUAAAGAAAUGUUCCAAAAACAUGACCUUACACUCUCUAGUAGGCAUGUUUCUGCGGCGGUACGUGCAAAUGGGCACGACAAAUUCUCCAUGGCAUGGUUGCCUGUUGGUCCGAAAUGGCGGGCUUUAAGAAAAAUUUCAACCAUCCAUUUGUUCUCUAGUCAAAGACUUGACUCAAGUCAAGCUCUUAAACAAGAAAAAGUGUCUAAACUUAUUGAUUAUGCUAAGGAAUGUUGUAAUCUCCUCCUCAAUCCAGGGUGUGCUUGUCACUAUGAAAGUUUCCUUCUCAGGAAGGGAUACCUUGCUUGA
This is a messenger RNA of Beta vulgaris subsp. vulgaris (sugar beet), 579 nucleotides long. Its product is annotated as inactive cytochrome P450 76AD1-like. The record is from RefSeq and is a predicted model, not a curated record. Gene Ontology annotation, molecular function: heme binding; oxidoreductase activity, acting on paired donors, with incorporation or reduction of molecular oxygen; monooxygenase activity. The transcript has a single exon. Bases 1 to 579 code for a protein of 192 amino acids. NCBI's taxonomy places the organism in Eukaryota, Viridiplantae, Streptophyta, Magnoliopsida, Caryophyllales, Amaranthaceae.